This is a messenger RNA of Guillardia theta CCMP2712, 1230 nucleotides long. RefSeq lists its product as hypothetical. The transcript has 4 exons. Gene Ontology annotation, molecular function: calcium ion binding. The record is from RefSeq and is a predicted model, not a curated record. Bases 1 to 1230 code for a protein of 409 amino acids. Lineage: Eukaryota; Cryptophyceae; Pyrenomonadales; Geminigeraceae.
AUGUCAGAGGUGGAUGUCUUCAGCCUUAUCGAUAGCGAUGGGAGCGGAACGAUUAGUCGAGAAGAACUCGAAAGGGCAAUCACGCAGAAGAACAUUGACAAGAGCGUCGUUCAGAAACUCUUUGAUGUCUUCGACCAGAACGAAGAUGGUCAGAUCUCAAGAGAGGAAGCCUAUGCCAAAGUUUUUGCAAAGGAUCCAUACGACGAGCACCUUAUACAGAAAUUUCAUGAACUCGAUGACAACGGUGAUGGCGUUCUUUCAUACCAGGAGUUUUGUGAUGGAAUGGCGGGGAAGCUCACUGUAGAGCAAAUCGACGAUCUGUUCGAAAAGUUAGAAAAAGAUGGCGACGGAGUUAUUUCCUUGGAUGAAUUUGUUCUUGCAAGAGUCUACCUUGCCCAGCUUGACUGCCAAUUAGUUGAUGAAUCCCUUGAACGAAGCAAGGCUUCUUUGGCCGAUCUCGUAAAGAAUAUCAACAAAGGGGAGAAUAUGAAAUCUUGCUUGCAAAUAUUUGAAACGGUCUCGAAGCAGCAGCAGCAGGCAAAGUGGCUCAACAAGAAACGACAGUACAUGAAGAUGCUGAAAUCGGAGUUUGACAUCGAGAUCAGAAACAGUUUUGACAAGGUAGAUUCUAGCCAAUCUGGCUCCCUCAUUAGAAGCCACGUGGUGGAUGCCAUCGAGAUUCUUGGAAAGAAGAUAGACGAUAAGCUUCUCGACACCUUGUAUGUCCAGCUGGACUGCGACAAAAAUUCUAGCCUGGACUUUACUUCGUUUUCCAGACUUGUGUAUGAGGUGAUGUUGAAAGGUUGCAGGCUCAAGAGCCGCAUAUCUCAGCUUGCCAUGCCAAAACCACCGAGCAUGGCAGAGAUCACAGUGCAAGAAUAUCUGGACUCUCUGAUCCAAGACGAACGCAGCAAGAACAUCUUGACCAAGAAGGCCAAUUCAACACGAAAUGCACGAAAAUUUGUGACAGGGUUGAAAAAGAAUGGAAAAUCAUUCAAAUCUGCUGCUGAGGAAACCAAGGAUAAUUUUCUUGUGUUCGAAUUUGAGCGACUUGAUAGAAAUGGAGAUGGAGAGCUAACUUCAGACGAAUUGUUCGAGGGAUUGAAACACAGAAUAGGACAAGAUGAACUUGCUGAUCUCUUCGAUCGGAUGGAUAAGAACGGAGAUGGAAAAAUCACUCUUGACGAAUUCAUUGAGGCCGGGCAAAUGAUCAGCUUUCGGGGUGUGUAA